CAUUCACAUUUACAGGAAUGGAAUCGCCUGUGGACGUUAGCAGUAAAAAAAAUCAGUCGGACGCGGAGGACAAGUCCGACAAGGAGAAUUUCUUGUGGACUUACACUGAUGAGCCGCAUCGGACGCGUCGCAUGGAAAUUAUACGCGCUCAUCCAGAGAUUACCAAGCUCAAUGGCCCUGAACCAUUGACAAAGUGGGUUGUUCUCACCGUUUUUGCUAUACAAAUGCUCUGCUGUUACCUUUUGUCUAAUACAUCUAUAUUCAAUUGGAAGUUUAUUGCGACAGCAUACUUUGUCGGAGGAUUUUGCAGCCAAAACCUAUUCUUAGCUGUUCACGAGCUUAGUCACAAUCUUGGUUUCAAAGAACCCUGGAAAAACCGCUUGUUUAGCAUAAUCACCAAUCUUCCGGUUGGAGUGCCUUUUUGUGCAAGUUUCCGUCCUUACCAUUUGGAACAUCAUGUCUAUCAGGGUGUAGACGGAAUUGAUACGGAUCUUCCCACUAUUUUUGAGCUUAAGGUUUUAAACAACACUCUAGGAAAGCUUUUUUUCUGUACCUUUCAAAUUUUGUUUUACGCCCUUCGCCCACUUUUUGUUCGUCGCCUGCCCUUUACGUCAAUGCAUCUCUUGAACAUUGUCGCACAAGUCGCUUUUGAUUAUAUUCUUAUUCGUGCCCUCGGGUAUCGAAGCUUUGUUUACUUGUUUAUGAGCUCCUUCUUAGCUGGCAGCUUACAUCCAACUGCUGGUCAUUUUUUGAGUGAGCAUUAUAACAUGACGCAUACCAAGCGUAUCGCCACUGGACCCGACAUGGGAAAACUAUUGGAAACGUUUAGUUAUUAUGGACCAUUAAAUCCACUUGUCUAUAAUGCUGGCUAUCAUAUUGAGCACCAUGACUUCCCCUACGUUCCGUGGACUCGUAUUGCUAAAGUUCGCGCAACAGCACCGGAGUUCUACGACGAGAUCCCCGAGUGUAAAAGCUGGAUUGGUAUUAUUUACCAAUUUAUCACCGACCCCAAUGUCGGCAUGUGGUGUCGAGUAAAACGUCUCCGUUCGUCCGUUAAGACGAAGUAAACGGCUUUAUUAUAUUAUACCCACGGAACGCCUAAAUUUCGUUGUAUUCACUUGAGUCGCCGCCAUUCCUCUCGCAUAUCUGUUAGGGUUAUGCAACAGUUUUGUAUCAUUAUAAAAGGCGACGCGUUUCACAUUUCUCUUCUCACGAUUGACUAUUGUGUCUAUUUUGUACUUUUAAUAAGUUGUUUAUGUACACUUACUAUGGAAAGAUUCAAGAUGCUUUAAACCACUGUAUUUGGAAAUAAUAUUUUAUGUACCAACGGGCAAA
Schizosaccharomyces japonicus yFS275 is the source of this 1335-nucleotide messenger RNA. RefSeq names its product dihydroceramide delta-4 desaturase. Lineage: Eukaryota; Fungi; Ascomycota; Schizosaccharomycetes; Schizosaccharomycetales; Schizosaccharomycetaceae. Gene Ontology annotation, molecular function: sphingolipid delta-4 desaturase activity; catalytic activity. Gene Ontology annotation, cellular component: membrane. Gene Ontology annotation, biological process: sphingolipid biosynthetic process; sphingosine biosynthetic process; sphingolipid metabolic process. The record is from RefSeq and is a predicted model, not a curated record. The transcript has 2 exons. Bases 18 to 1067 code for a protein of 349 amino acids.